GAUACCAUGCGACAAGGAACGAAAUGCAAAUGGCAUUUUUGUUUCCUUUCUUCACAGCAACAACAAACCAAACAGAAAAUCCUUAAUCCUGCAAAUCUCAGAAAUGCAGAUCAGAGAUUAUAACAACAAACCAACAUUCGAUCAGAUCAUUGUAGCCUCUUCCAUUGGGUUCAUAAUAGCAGCAGCAGUGCAUUUUCGUCUCAAGCUGGUAAGAGAUCGGAAGAUAAUUCCUCGUUUAAAACCCAAGGGAGCUGGCAGAGCAGAGAAGCUUGAAAGGUUCUCCCAUUAUGUAGCUAGACAAAUGGGAUUUGCAGAUAGGAGAGAAUGUCCACAGCUCUGUAAGUUAGCUGCAGAAUAUAUUCAAAAGAGCGAAGGGUUUGAAGAAGAUGUUUAUGCAUAUUUUGCAGAUGAAGUUGAAGCUGAUUCGCUUUUUGUAAAACUUCUUGAGGAGUUCGAGAGAUGCAUUCUUAGCUAUUUUGCAUUCCAUUGGAGCCAUGCUGAUCUCAUCAUGCAUCAGGUGUUGAGUGCUGAUGAACCCAAAAAGAAGUUCAAAAACAUUGUGAUGGCAGCAACAAGGGAACAGCGAUUCGAGAGAGUGACAAAAAAUCUCAAGGUAGCUAGGGUGUUCAAUACCUUGGUGGAGGAAAUGAAAGCAAUGGGACUAGCAUCACUUGAUGACUCACAAUGUACAGAGGUUAUGGCUCCAGUGGCACACUCUGAUAGAAGUCCAGUCCUCCUCUUCAUGGGUGGUGGGAUGGGUGCUGGGAAGAGCACUGUUCUUAAGGAGAUUCUGAAAGAAACAUUCUGGGCAGGAGCAGCAGCAAAUGCAGUGAUUAUUGAGGCAGAUGCCUUCAAAGAAUCAGAUGUCAUAUACAGAGCCCUUAGCUCCAGAGGACAUGUUGACAUGAUCCAAACAGCUGAAUUGGUACACCAAUCUUCCACGGACGCUGCAUCUUCUCUCCUGGUGACAGCACUGAAUGAAGGGCGGGAUGUCAUCAUGGAUGGCACACUCUCCUGGGUACCAUUUGUUGUGCAGACAAUAACAAUGGCCAGAAAUGUCCACCGCCGACGUUAUCGCAUGGGAGCUGGUUACAAGGUAGGCAGUGAUGGAACUGUAACUGAGAACUACUGGGAGCAAAUGGAUGAAGAAGAACCACUGCAAGCUGGCAGCAAAAGGAGAAAACCAUAUAGGAUAGAGCUGGUUGGUGUUGUUUGUGAUGCUUAUUUAGCUGUAGUCAGAGGCAUAAGGAGAGCUAUAAUGUGCAGAAGAGCAGUAAGGGUUAGGUCACAACUGAAAUCCCACAAGAGAUUUGCAAAUGCAUUUCUAACAUACUGCCAAUUGGUUGACAAUGCCAGGCUAUAUGGCACCAAUGCUUUGGAUGGCCCACCAAAGUUGAUAGGAUGGAAAGAACGAGACAAGACUCUGCUGGUUGAUCCUGAUGAAAUAGACUGUCUGAAAUGGGUGAGCAGAUUGAACGAGGAAGCAGAUUCAAUAUAUGAGCUUUACAAGUCCCCUAACCCAGCUAAGGCAGCUGGUUCGAUUUGGAAAGACAUAGUUUUGUCACCAUCAAGGAUAAAUAUUCAGAAGGAGUUGAAGUAUUGCAUCCAAAAAGUUGAACGAUCAAAGUUAUAAACGAAUUUUCAGGACAACUUAAGUUCUAAGCUUUCCAAGAUUCAUAAAACAAACGAUCAAGGCAGAAGCAGGCAUCUGAUUUUUUACCACAUCUGACAAAAGGAAUAUCACAACAGGGUUUGUACUGAAUAUGAUUGGUCUUAUAUAUGUAAUAUUCAUCCCUAAUUCCACCUAGAAUUAUAUUUACUAGCAAAUUUAUUGAAAUGCAAAAACUCAACCGAGGCUAUCUCACACAAUCACUUUAGAGAUCUUCAAUAUUGAAAUUCUGGUGUGGUUUCACAGAA
Jatropha curcas is the source of this 1917-nucleotide messenger RNA. Its product is annotated as P-loop containing nucleoside triphosphate hydrolases superfamily protein. Lineage: Eukaryota; Viridiplantae; Streptophyta; Magnoliopsida; Malpighiales; Euphorbiaceae. Gene Ontology annotation, molecular function: ATP binding; kinase activity. The record is from RefSeq and is a predicted model, not a curated record.